This is a messenger RNA of Odobenus rosmarus divergens (Pacific walrus), 785 nucleotides long. RefSeq names its product phosphomannomutase 2 (gene PMM2). The transcript is spliced from 8 exons. The record is from RefSeq and is a predicted model, not a curated record. Gene Ontology annotation, molecular function: phosphomannomutase activity. Gene Ontology annotation, cellular component: cytosol. Gene Ontology annotation, biological process: protein N-linked glycosylation; mannose metabolic process; GDP-mannose biosynthetic process. NCBI's taxonomy places the organism in Eukaryota, Metazoa, Chordata, Mammalia, Carnivora, Odobenidae. The coding region runs from base 22 to 762 and encodes 246 amino acids.
GAGUGGGUGGAAAACGGCGACAUGGCGGCGUCCGCCCGAGCACUAUGCCUCUUCGACGUGGACGGGACCCUGACGGCCCCGCGACAGAAAAUUACCAAAGAAAUGGAUGGCUUUCUACAAAACUUGAGGCAGAAGAUCAAAAUUGGAGUAGUAGGCGGGUCGGACUUUGAGAAAGUGCAGGAGCAGCUGGGAAAGGAUGUGGUUGAAAAAUAUGAUUAUGUGUUUCCCGAAAAUGGCCUGGUUGCAUACAAAGAUGGGAAACUCUUGUGUAAACAGAGUAUUCAAGGUCACCUGGGUGAGGCCCUAAUCCAAGAUUUAAUCAACUACUGUCUGAGCUACAUUGCAAAAAUUAAACUCCCGAAGAAGAGGGGUACUUUCAUUGAGUUCCGAAAUGGGAUGUUGAACGUGUCCCCGAUUGGGAGAAGCUGCAGCCAAGAAGAACGCGUUGAGUUUCACGAACUCGAUAAAAAAGAAAAUAUCAGACAGAAGUUCGUAGCAGAACUGCAGAAGGAGUUUACAGGAAAAGGCGUCACAUUCUCCAUAGGAGGCCAGAUCAGCAUUGAUGUCUUUCCUGACGGCUGGGACAAGAGGUAUUGCCUGAGACAUGUGGAAAAUGACGGCUAUAAGACCAUCUAUUUCUUUGGGGACAAAACCAUGCCAGGCGGGAAUGACCACGAGAUCUUCGCCGACCCGAGGACCGUGGGCUACACGGUGACGGCCCCCGAGGACACCCGCAGGAUCUGUGAAGAGCUGUUCUCCUAACGGCCCCUUUCCCGAGGGAGGGC